Molecule: messenger RNA, 3490 nt
Organism: Rattus rattus (black rat)
Lineage: Eukaryota; Metazoa; Chordata; Mammalia; Rodentia; Muridae
Gene: Ppfibp1
Product: PPFIA binding protein 1
Exons: 31
Coding region: 318-3416 (1032 amino acids)
Biological process (GO): neuromuscular junction development
Cellular component (GO): presynaptic active zone
Molecular function (GO): protein binding
Source: RefSeq, a predicted model, not a curated record
GCGGCGGGCCGAGGAGGACCGAGGGGAGGCGGCACCUGGGCGGCGGUGAUGUCAGCCGGGCGCUGUGCUCGGGCCCCGGCUCCUGUCGCCGUGUAGGGCGCGGGGGCGGCCGCGACGGGAGCGGCGAUCUGGCAGCCGGGCGGGUGCCGGGAGGCGGAACUGCAACUUGUGGAGCUCAGCGGCCCUUCGCCUCAGUACCGAACUUCUAUGGAUCAGUUUGCUAAGGACGUGCAAGAUUGGAAGAGCUGAGAAAUCAACGUUGAACCUGUUUUUUUCUUAAAAGUUGAAGCUGGAAUUUGCCCCUUUCGAGCAGGAAGAUGAUGAGCGACGCUAGUGACAUGCUGGCCGCGGCGCUGGAGCAGAUGGACGGGAUCAUAGCAGGUUCUAAAGCCUUGGAAUAUUCCAAUGGGAUUUUUGAUUGUCAAUCUCCCACCUCCCCAUUUAUGGGAAGCUUGCGAGCUCUGCACCUUGUGGAAGACCUGCGUGGAUUGCUGGAGAUGAUGGAAACGGAUGAGAAAGAAGGAUUGAGAUGCCAGAUUCCAGACUCAACAGCUGAAAUGCUGAUUGAGUGGCUUCAAAAUCAAAUGACAAAUGGACACCUACCUGGGAACGGAGAUGUGUAUCAAGAAAGGCUAGCACGGCUAGAAAACGACAAGGAAUCCCUCGUUCUUCAGGUGAGCGUGUUGACAGACCAGGUGGAGGCUCAGGGAGAGAAGAUCCGGGAUUUGGAGUUCUGUCUUGAGGAGCAUAGAGAGAAGCUGAACGCCACUGAAGAAAUGCUGCAGCAGGAGCUUCUGAGUAGGACUUCCUUAGAGACACAGAAGCUGGAGCUGAUGGCUGAGAUCUCUAACUUGAAGUUAAAACUGACGGCCGUAGAGAAGGACAGGCUGGAUUACGAAGAUAGGUUCAGAGACACAGAGGGGCUAAUACAAGAGAUCAAUGAUUUGAGGCUAAAAGUCAAUGAGAUGGACAGUGAAAGACUUCAGUAUGAAAAAAAGCUCAAGUCAACUAAAUCUUUAAUGGCCAAACUUUCUAGCAUGAAAAUCAAGGUGGGUCAGAUGCAGUAUGAAAAGCAGCGGAUGGAGCAAAAGUGGGAGACACUGAAGGAUGAACUGGCGUCUUUAAAAGAGCAGCUGGAGGAGAAGGAGUGUGAAGUGAAGAGACUGCAGGAGAGACUGGUUUGUAAGACGAAAGGAGAAGGGGUCGAAAUCCUCGAUCGAGAUGAAAAUAUUAAAAGGAAGCUCAAAGAGAAAAACAUUGAAGUACAGAAAAUGAAGAAGGCAGUGGAGUCUCUGAUGGCAGCAAACGAGGAAAAGGAGCAGAAAAUAGAAGACCUCCGGCAGUGCCUGAGCAGGUACAGGAAAGUGCAGGACCCAGCAGCUCUGGCCCAAGGCCAGGAGGGCGAGUGUGAGGGCCUGUUCCAUUCCAGCUCCAUCUCCACCCUGUUGGACGCCCAGGGCUUUAGUGAUCUGGAGAGAAGCACUUCUUCUACGCCAGGAAUGGGGUCUCCCAGCAGGGACCCGCUCCACACGAGUGCCCCAGAGGAGUUUCACACCAGCAUCCUCCAAGCUUCAGUUCCUUCGCUAUUUCCGACAUCUAUGGACGUAGAAACCUGUGAGAAACCCAAGCUGGCUACUAAGCCCGAGACUUCAUUUGAAGAGGGUGAUGGAAGAGCAAGCCUGGGUGCUGCCGCUGAAGUCUCCCUAAGUGAUGGUGUCUCAACUUCAAGUCUGCAGAAAUCCAGUAGCCUUGGAAAUUUGAAGAAAGAGACAUCAGAUGGCGUGGAAAAGGAGUCUAUCCAGGAGCCUCCAGAGGAUAAAGCUCCGACCGACAGCCACACAUUUGGGACCCUGCCUCCCAAAGCUCCAGGACAUGGCGCCUCUGUGGAUGACAGCCCCUUUGGCACUCGCAAAGCCAGGUCUUCCUUUGGCCGGGGAUUUUUCAAAAUCAAAAGUGGGAAGAGGACAGCAAGUGCACCAAACCUCGACCGUAAACGAAGUGCCAGUGCACCCACCUUAGCUGAGACAGAAAAAGAGACAGAUGAGCACCUAGAUUUGGCUGGUACAUCUCGGCCAAAAGGUUCACAGGGAACCAGUCCGUUCCAGAUGUCGCCACCAUCUCCAGAUUCCAGAAAGAAAUCCAGAGGCAUCAUGCGACUCUUUGGGAAACUUAGAAGAAGUCAGUCAACUACAUUCAACCCAGAUGACAUGUCUGAGCCUGAAUUCAAAAGAGGAGGAACAAGGGCAACUGCAGGACCCAGGCUUGGUUGGUCUCGAGAUUUAGGACAGUCCAACAGUGACCUGGACACGCCUUUUGCAAAGUGGACCAAGGAGCAGGUGUGCAGCUGGCUGGCAGAGCAAGGCCUGGGCUCCUACCUGAGUUCUGGCAAGCACUGGAUUAUGUCUGGCCAGACGCUUUUGCAGGCUUCUCAGCAAGACCUAGAGAAGGAGCUUGGCAUCAAGCACUCACUGCAUCGAAAGAAGCUCCAGUUGGCCCUGCAGGCCCUGGGAUCUGAAGAAGAGACCAACUACGGAAAGCUAGACUUCAACUGGGUCACUAGAUGGCUGGAUGAUAUUGGCCUCCCUCAGUACAAGACGCAGUUUGAUGAGGGGCGGGUGGAUGGCCGAAUGCUACACUACAUGACUGUGGAUGACCUACUGUCCCUGAAGGUUGUGAGUGUGCUGCACCAUCUCAGUAUCAAAAGGGCCAUCCAAGUCCUGAGGAUCAAUAACUUCGAGCCAAACUGUCUUCGGAGGCGGCCGUCUGACGAGAACAGCAUCACCCCAUCUGAGGUUCAGCAGUGGACCAAUCAUCGUGUGAUGGAGUGGCUGCGCUCUGUGGACUUGGCAGAAUAUGCCCCCAACCUCAGAGGCAGUGGUGUCCAUGGAGGGCUCAUGGUUCUUGAGCCUCGUUUUAACGUAGAAACUAUGGCUCAGUUAUUGAACAUUCCUCCAAACAAAACCUUGUUGCGCAGACAUUUGGCUACCCAUUUCAACCUUCUGAUUGGUGCUGAGGCCCAGCACCAGAAGCGAGACGCCAUGGAGUUGCCAGAUUAUGUCCUGCUAACAGCUACUGCCAAAGUGAAGCCAAAGAAACUGACCUUUAGCAAUUUUGGGAAUCUGAGGAAGAAGAAACAUGAAGAUGGGGAGGAGUAUGUCUGUCCAAUGGAGCUAGGCCAGGUGUCGGGUAGCUCCCAGAAGGGGUUUAGACCUGGCUCGGACAUGCGCCUGUAUGAAGAGGAUGAUUUGGAUCGGUUAGAGCAGAUGGAAGAUUCAGAAGGGACGGUGAGACAGAUAGGUGCGUUUUCUGAAGGCAUCAACAAUCUCACGCACAUGUUAAAGGAAGAUGACAUGUUUAAGGAUUUUGCUGCCCGCUCCCCAAGUGCCAGCAUCACAGACGAAGACUCCAACGUUUGAGCAGAGCACCUGGGCAAUGCCAGGAGCACACGUGUCAUUUUCCAACUUUGUUUCUCGGAUAGCGUAUACAGCAG